Molecule: messenger RNA, 183 nt
Organism: Gilbertella persicaria
Lineage: Eukaryota; Fungi; Mucoromycota; Mucoromycetes; Mucorales; Choanephoraceae
Exons: 1
Source: RefSeq, a predicted model, not a curated record
UCUGUCAUAACCAGGCAAGUCUGUAAUGCUCUUAGUUUCAAGGUUGGUACUAAUAACAGACAUACUGAUUUUGGAACAACUACUUGUUACAACAUGACGUGGCAAAACACUGUGGAUUAUUUUAUUCCAGAAUGCAAGAGACAAGCUGCGAGACCAUCGGAUGCUAGCUGGGUCUGCUAUUAA